ACGUCAUUUCUGUGUGUCUCUUGCAGGUUGCUCAGAAGAUGGGCUUCCCACCGGCUCUGGUGAACGAGGCAGCAGAGAACAUGAUCAAACUGUACAACGUGUUCAUUAAGUACGACGCCUCCAUGGUGGAGAUCAACCCCAUGGUGGAGGACUCCUCUGGCAUCGUGAUGUGCAUGGAUGCCAAGAUCAACUUUGACUCCAACGCAGUGUACCGCCAGAAGAAGGUGUUCGACAUGCAGGACUGGACUCAGGAGGACCCCCGGGACCGGCAGGCCGCCAAGGCAGACCUCAACUACAUCGGCCUGGACGGAACCAUCGGCUGUCUGGGUCAGUGCUCACCAAAUGUCACGAACACUACAGAAGUUCAGGCCAUCCUGGUCAACAUCUUCGGAGGCAUCAUGAGGUGUGAUGUCAUCGCCCAGGGCAUCAUCAUGGCCGUGAGAGACCUGGACCUCAAGAUCCCCAUCGUAGUCCAGUUACAAGGUACAGCAAACACAUGA
Acanthochromis polyacanthus (spiny chromis) is the source of this 500-nucleotide messenger RNA. RefSeq names its product succinate--CoA ligase [ADP-forming] subunit beta, mitochondrial-like. Lineage: Eukaryota; Metazoa; Chordata; Actinopteri; Pomacentridae. The record is from RefSeq and is a predicted model, not a curated record. The coding region runs from base 39 to 500 and encodes 153 amino acids. Gene Ontology annotation, cellular component: succinate-CoA ligase complex; mitochondrion. The transcript has 3 exons. Gene Ontology annotation, molecular function: succinate-CoA ligase (ADP-forming) activity. Gene Ontology annotation, biological process: succinyl-CoA metabolic process; tricarboxylic acid cycle.